UUUGUGCUGGGUUGUUGGUUGCCAUCUUGGACCUCGCUCGUUUGAGAAGCCGGCCGCCCGCAAAAAUCUUUGAGUUUCACGCGUUCGCGCGGCCUCACGUACUCGGGAAGCAGGUUGCGUGAUCUCACGAGGAAUUUACUGAUCUGUUGCGAUCAAUCUAAUCAAGAUUCGGGUCCGGAAUGCAUUAGGUGUAUGUUUGUCCUCGCGCAUUCGUAACUGGGUGAGUGGAGGAGAUAAAUUAACUACCUUUUAUAAUUUUUCGAUAGACAACAGUGAAAGCAUAGCAAUCGACAAAACAAAUAGCAGUAGUGAUAUAUCAGAAAAAAUGGCACUACCCAGUAGAGCGCGAGUUUACACCGAUGUAAAUGCACGUAAACCUAGAGAUUACUGGGACUAUGAAUCUUAUGUUGUCGAUUGGGGGCAACAAGAUGAUUAUCAGUUAGUAAGAAAAUUAGGCAGAGGAAAAUAUAGCGAAGUGUUUGAAGCAAUUAAUAUCACAAAUAAUGAAAAAUGUGUUGUAAAAAUUUUAAAGCCAGUAAAGAAGAAGAAAAUAAAAAGGGAGAUUAAAAUCUUAGAAAAUCUUAAAGGUGGGACCAACAUAAUUACUCUCCAAGCAGUUGUCAAAGAUCCUGUAUCAAGGACACCGGCACUGAUUUUUGAACAUGUCAACAACACAGACUUCAAGCAAUUAUACCAGACGCUAACAGACUACGACAUAAGAUACUACCUCUACGAAUUAUUAAAAGCAUUGGAUUACUGUCAUAGUAUGGGAAUAAUGCACAGGGAUGUGAAACCGCACAACGUAAUGAUAGAUCAUGAAAAUCGAAAGUUGCGGUUAAUCGAUUGGGGUCUAGCAGAGUUCUAUCAUCCUGGUCAAGAAUAUAACGUACGAGUAGCCUCGCGUUAUUUCAAAGGUCCAGAAUUACUCGUAGAUUUUCAGAUGUAUGAUUAUUCGUUAGAUAUGUGGUCACUUGGAUGCAUGCUUGCCAGUAUGAUAUUCAGGAAAGAACCGUUCUUUCAUGGACACGAUAAUUAUGACCAACUAGUUAGAAUUGCAAAGGUUCUUGGAACCGAGGAACUGUUCGAAUACCUUGAGAAGUACCAUAUCGAAUUGGAUCCUCGUUUCAACGACAUCCUAGGACGACAUUCGCGUAAACGUUGGGAACGUUUCAUGCAUUCGGAGAAUCAGCAUUUGGUAUCACACGAAAGUCUUGAUUUUCUUGACAAACUUUUGCGCUACGAUCAUUACGAGAGACUCACCGCACGCGAAGCUAUGGAGCAUCCCUAUUUUUAUCCAAUAGCGAAAGAACAAGGUCGAUUAAACAUGGUAUCAUCGUCACCUACUCCCGUAACAGGUUCGUUGCCUGUAGGUGAGUAACGGCCCAGGUAAUGUCAUCACCUCAAUUUCCAAUUUAUAAUUAUUUAAUCAUAUCAUUCACGUAUUGUUGAAUCGACCAUGAGAACGCCCCCCGAACUUUCCAUUCGCGCAUCACCGAAUACGAUGCGUGGUAUCAGUUGAACAUCCGUAAAGUUCGUAAUUGAUUCGAAUUCGCAAUUUCUAUUUUAUGAUAUUUAUAAUGAAAAAAAACGAAAAAAAAAAAUGAAGGAAAAAAGAUUGCCGGAAAUACGAACAGGUCGUGUCUGUAUAACAAUGUACGAAUACACGCAGUUCUAUUACAUGAUUAUUAGAUAUCGUCCGGCAUAUACAGUUUAGCUAAUUCGCAAUGGCAAUUGUUGUCGCGUAAAGUGUUCGAAACGUUGAACGUAAAACACAUUUAUGUUAAAGUGAAUCCUUAAUAUUAAGUAUCCGUCGAGAAUCGUUUCCAUUGCGGAUUAGAUUAAAGCAUUAAAAAGAAAAAAAGAAAAACCACACACACACACACUACGGUACGCUUUACGCAAGGUCGUUCCAGACACCUAAGUAACGAACAAUUAAGUCUCUGCAUUUUUGUCAAAAUGUAAAACAUCUUGUCGGUGAUACUUGAUUAACAGGAUUCAGGAGUGUGGAAUGACCGAUGCGAUUUAUAGUCAUAUUAUAUUGAAAACGUACGAAAUAAAGUAAUAUCGGUUCUCAACAACACAUAAAGCGAUCUUCUUUUUGCAACUCUCAAUGCAUAUUUAAUUUUUCAUAGUACGUGGUACUUUUAGAUUUCAAAAAUUUUUAACGACCACCACGUCUUUUUUUUUCUUUCUUUUCUUUUUUAUACAUAUCUUCCUUUUCGAUUUUAACAAGAAGAUCGUUUCAGAUGGUUAUAGUGUAACUAGAGAUGCGACUAAACAAAUGUUUGAUUUGAAAUAUUCAAACGAUUCAAGUCUGUAUGUCGUUUAGUGUCGAUCGAUCUAAAGCUAGAGUAAAAUGUAUAAAAAAAAAAAUUGCUAUCCUUUCUUCUAUUGUCGCAUCGAGAAUCGGUUAUCGCGAUGCCUCGCCAAUUAUGCGAUGAAUGCAUUUCUUCUCGAUACUAGUAACAGGAUAAAGUCGCACGCGCUGCGGUGAUAAAAUAACACCUGAGAGAAAAUGUUUGAUUCCUCCUUAACGAAACGGUAGUUGAUACACAUUACAGAAAUAAUUUAUUUAAACUGUCGAAAUUUCACUAUUCGCGGGGAAAAUGUUAUAAUCUCUCUGUACAAUAUCAAUCAUAGUAUCCGUUCGUCUAGUGAAAAAGCACUGACCUUAGAGUCCAAGUUUAACCGCAGCAAAUAUCAUAAAUUUAAUUGUUUAAUAAAAUUACAAAAUACACUAUAAUUGAUAUUGUACAAGUUUAAUUUCGGGGGAAAAAGAAAGGAGCGUGAUACGCGUGUUACAUUCGUUGGAAGUUUCUCAAUGAUAGGUCAGGAAGGAUUUGUAUUAUAAUAUUAAGUUUGGUCCGUAUUAAACGACAACUGGACUUGAAUUGCUCGGUCGUUUCAAAGCAGACAUUUCUUUUCUUUUUUUUUUCUUCUGUUUUUAGUCAGUAUACGUAUUUAUGAGAGGAGCGUGCGAAGAAUCAAACAUUUUCGUUUAGGUAUCGAUACUUGUUGGCGCGAGGGGCUUAAUCGAAACCUUAGGCGUGACU
This is a messenger RNA of Osmia bicornis bicornis, 3053 nucleotides long. It is a transcript of the gene CkIIalpha, whose product is annotated as casein kinase II subunit alpha. Gene Ontology annotation, biological process: protein phosphorylation. Gene Ontology annotation, cellular component: nucleus; cytosol; protein kinase CK2 complex. The transcript has 7 exons. The record is from RefSeq and is a predicted model, not a curated record. Bases 326 to 1378 code for a protein of 350 amino acids. Gene Ontology annotation, molecular function: protein serine/threonine kinase activity; ATP binding. Lineage: Eukaryota; Metazoa; Arthropoda; Insecta; Hymenoptera; Megachilidae.